Humulus lupulus (European hop) is the source of this 2655-nucleotide messenger RNA. Its product is annotated as transketolase, chloroplastic. Gene Ontology annotation, molecular function: transketolase activity. Lineage: Eukaryota; Viridiplantae; Streptophyta; Magnoliopsida; Rosales; Cannabaceae. Gene Ontology annotation, biological process: pentose-phosphate shunt. The record is from RefSeq and is a predicted model, not a curated record. Gene Ontology annotation, cellular component: cytosol. Bases 91 to 2334 code for a protein of 747 amino acids. The transcript has 7 exons.
AGGCUUAUAAACGGCCUCUGAAAGCUCUUAUUUUUCUCUCUCGCUCGCUCUUUCACUCGCUCACUCUCUACCAAACCCACCACCACAACCAUGGCUUCUUCUUCUUCCUUGACCCUAUCCCAAGCUAUCUUGGCCCGAGCCAUCUCUCACCAUGGCUCAAACUCAUCAUCUGAUCGAGUUUCUCUUUCCAACCUCACCAUCCCCACCUUCUCUGGCCUCAAAUCCUCGGCCUUGGCUUCUUCUUCUUCUUCCGCUUCCUCCUCCAAGCCGCGCCGCCGGGUUCACUCUACCCGACCCAUCAGAGCUGCCGCCGUGGAGACUUUGGAUAAGACUACCGAAACCUCUUUGGUGGAGAAGUCGGUCAACACGAUCCGAUUCCUUGCCAUUGAUGCGGUCGAGAAGGCUAAUUCAGGUCACCCGGGUUUGCCUAUGGGAUGCGCUCCGAUGGGCCAUAUUCUCUACGACGAGGUUAUGAGGUACAAUCCCAAGAACCCCUACUGGUUCAACCGUGACCGCUUUGUCUUGUCCGCCGGUCACGGCUGUAUGCUUCAGUAUGCUCUCCUUCACCUCGCUGGCUACGAUAGCGUUCUGGAAGAAGACUUGAAAAGUUUCCGUCAAUGGGGAAGCAGGACUCCUGGACACCCUGAGAACUUUGAGACACCCGGUAUUGAAGUGACAACAGGUCCACUUGGUCAAGGUAUUGCAAAUGCCGUUGGUUUGGCCCUCGCUGAGAAGCAUUUGGCUGCUCGUUACAACAAACCAGACAGUGAGAUUGUGGACCACUACACAUAUUGUAUACUGGGUGAUGGUUGUCAAAUGGAGGGGAUUGCAAAUGAAGCCUGUUCCCUUGCUGGGCAUUGGGGACUCGGGAAGCUGAUUGCUUUUUACGAUGACAACCACAUUUCUAUUGAUGGGGACACAGAUAUUGCAUUCACAGAAAGCGUAGACAAGCGUUUUGAGGGUCUUGGUUGGCACAUUAUCUGGGUGAAGAAUGGAAACAAUGGUUACGAUGAAAUUCGGGCUGCUAUUAAGGAAGCGAAAGCUGUCACAGACAAACCCACUUUGAUCAAGGUCACCACAACAAUUGGUUAUGGAUCUCCAAACAAGGCAAACUCAUACAGUGUGCACGGUAGUGCAUUGGGUGCCAAGGAAGUAGAUGCUACAAGGAAGAACCUGGGGUGGCCAUUUGAGCCAUUCCAUGUGCCUGAGGAUGUUAAACAGCAUUGGAGUCGCCAUACCCCUGAGGGUGCUGCUUUAGAAGCAGAAUGGAAUGCCAAGUUUGCUGAAUAUGAGAAGAAGUACAGUGAGGAAGCUGCAGAGUUGAAGUCCAUCAUCAGCGGUGAGCUACCUGCUGGUUGGGAAAAGGCACUUCCAACAUAUACUCCCGAGAGCCCAGCUGAUGCCACCAGAAAUUUAUCUCAGCAAAAUCUUAAUGCCCUUGCAAAAGUUCUUCCUGGUCUUCUUGGUGGUAGUGCAGAUCUGGCUUCUUCAAACAUGACCCUACUCAAAAUGUUUGGAGACUUCCAAAAGGAUACCCCUGAGGAACGCAAUGUGAGGUUUGGUGUUAGGGAGCAUGGUAUGGGAGCCAUCUGCAAUGGAAUUGCCCUUCACAGCCCCGGCCUAAUUCCCUACUGUGCCACUUUCUUUGUUUUCACUGACUAUAUGAGAGGUGCAAUAAGGAUUUCUGCCUUGAGUGAGGCUGGAGUGAUUUAUGUCAUGACUCAUGACUCAAUUGGUCUUGGAGAAGAUGGUCCUACCCACCAACCGAUAGAGCAUUUGGCAAGUUUCCGGGCCAUGCCUAACAUAUUGAUGCUCCGCCCCGCUGAUGGGAAUGAAACUGCCGGAGCAUACAAGGUUGCGGUCCUUAACAGGAAGAGACCAUCUAUCCUUGCUCUCUCUCGUCAAAAGUUGGCCCAGCUUCCUGGAACUUCCAUUGAGGGAGUUGAGAAAGGUGGCUACACUAUAUCAGACAACUCUUCAGGUAACAAGCCAGAUGUCAUUUUGAUUGGAACUGGCUCCGAAUUGGAAAUUGCUGCUAAAGCUGCUGAGGAACUUAGAAAGGACGGAAAGGCUGUUCGAGUUGUCUCCUUUGUUUCGUGGGAACUCUUUGACGAGCAAUCAGAUGACUACAAGGAAAGUGUUUUGCCGUCUUCCGUAACAGCUAGGGUGAGCAUUGAGGCUGGGUCAACAUUUGGGUGGCAGAAAAUUGUUGGAAGCGGAGGAAAGGCUAUUGGAAUCGACCAUUUUGGAGCUAGUGCACCAGCAGGAAAAAUUUACCAGGAGUUUGGUAUCACUGCCGAGGCUGUCGUUGCAGCAGCUAAGUCACUGUUGUAAGCUUGGUUAGAGCCCUAUUAGCCCAUCUUUGAAGCUUUGUUAAUUGUUAUUAGCAAUUCGGAUAAUAUUUUGGUUGGAGACCAAGAUGAAGAGACCAUAUAUAAUCCCAAUUGAUUUGUUUGAUGAGAGGUCUCCUUUUGUUUUUUUAAUAAAAGAAAAAUUAAUUUCCUUCUGUUGCUUUUAAUUCAUAAAUACAGCAACAUGGAUCAAAAAGAGAGAAAGUAGAAUGAAGAAUGAAUGUUCAUGCAUUUCGUGUAAACUCUUGGACCUGUGUUGAGUUUUGUAAUGAUCUAUGGUUGAUUAAUGAGGUUCACUUUCCUA